Xenopus laevis (African clawed frog) is the source of this 924-nucleotide messenger RNA. Its product is annotated as olfactory receptor 8H3. Bases 1 to 924 code for a protein of 307 amino acids. The record is from RefSeq and is a predicted model, not a curated record. NCBI's taxonomy places the organism in Eukaryota, Metazoa, Chordata, Amphibia, Anura, Pipidae. The transcript has a single exon.
AUGAAUAAGGAAAACCGGACAACAGUUGCAGAUUUCCUUCUUUUAGGUUUUCAUGAGCUUUGCAACGUCAAAAGUGUUUUAUUCAUUGGCAUUUUUCUUAUUUACUUGGUGACAGUAAUUGGAAAUGUCAUGAUUAUUAUGUUGGUGACCUUCAGCCAAAGAUUUGAUUCUCCCAUGUACUUCUUCCUGGGUCAUUUAUCUUGUUGUGAUCUGCUUCUCUCCAUAGUAGUAGUUCCAUUGCUGUUGGAUAGUACAUUGAGAGAAGUAACCAUAUCCUUUGUUGGAUGUUUUGCCCAGUUUUAUCUUUUUGGUUCCUUGGCAACUACAGAGUGUUAUAUUCUUUCUGUCAUGUCCUAUGAUAGAUAUUUAGCCAUAUGUAACCCAUUGCAUUAUUCGUCUGUGAUGAACCUCAAGAGAUGCUUCCACCUUGCUUUCUGGUGUUGGAUUGUAGCCUUCAUGCUGAUGCUACUCACAGCUGUUCAAAUAGGAAGAUUGAAUUUUUGUGGCCCAAAUGUCAUUGACCAUUUCUUUUGUGAUCUGGCACCUCUUCUUCAGCUUUCUUGUUCAGACACAUCUUUUGUUGAAACAGAGAACCUUGUAGUAGGCAUUCCAUCAACAUUCUUGCCACUGCUUUUCAUCUCUAAGACAUACAUGACCAUUUUCUGCACCAUCCUUAAAAUACCAUCUGCUAUUGGCAAGCAGAAAGCCUUUUACACCUGCAGUUCCCAUUUGGCAGUUGUGUCUGUUUAUUAUGGUACAUUGAUUGUUGCCUAUUUAUUCCUGUCUAAAGGUCACUCGUUGAAUCUCAAUAAGGUUUUGUCUCUGCUCUAUACAGUGUUGACACCAUUGCUGAAUCCACUUAUCUAUAGUUUAAGGAAUAAAGAAAUAAAAAAAGUCCUUAGUAAAUAUCUUAGUUUUAAUUAG